This is a messenger RNA of Bradysia coprophila, 702 nucleotides long. RefSeq names its product dynein heavy chain 9, axonemal-like. Lineage: Eukaryota; Metazoa; Arthropoda; Insecta; Diptera; Sciaridae. The record is from RefSeq and is a predicted model, not a curated record.
CUAAGUCGCCGAAUUACGGAUGCUUCGUUGGAGUAUCAAAAAUUGUACAGCCAGUGGAACUCUAUCGAUUUUGAUACCUUAGAUGCAGACGGAACAGUAGUGUCCUUUGAAAAAAUUCAGAAAGAAUAUCGAGACAACGCUGAUAGAAUCGAGAGAUCUUUGGCUCAAAUAUUCAUUGAAGCAUUUGAUGAGUGCUACAGCACAGCGCAUUGUUUUCAGUUAAUUGAAAUGGCAGGAACGUUGUUCGACAGUAAGAUUAUUAAGCACGAAAUACGAGACAAAUAUAAGACGAUUCUUGACUUGUAUCAGCAGGAAAUGGAAGAAGUGAACGAAAUUUUCGAAAGCAAACUGAAACAGUUGAAAAAAAUCGGUUUAAAGGCGAUUCCCGUUGACAAAUGUCUACCAACUGUGUCUGGAACUCUGAAAUGGGCUUUUAAAUUACGCAUACGUCUUACAGCUCCAUUACAAGACCUCGAAUUUUUAGAUUCGCCGAUAUUCCAGGGAGAGGAAGGCCAGAAGGCCAUUCAAAGAAAAUGUGAAAUUGAAGCACGUUUAUUGGACUUCGAGAAAGAAAUAUUUGAGCAAUGGAAGAUGAUGAUUGCGACGCAGAUCCCGCAAUUUAUGGGGAAGACGCUAUUAAAACGAUCGUCAGAAAAAUUAUUGAUUUUGAAUUUUGACGAAACUGUUAGUACACUCUGUUAG